AUGUCCACGAGUGAAGGGGAGUGGGAGGUCAGGCAGGAGGAGGUCAAGCAGGAGGAGGUCAAGCAGGAGGAGGUAAGGCAGGAGGUCAGGCAGGAGGAGGUCAGGCAGGAGGUCAGGCAGGAGGUCAAGCAGGAGGAGGUCAGGCAGGAGCAGGUCAAGCAGGAGGAGGUCAGGCAGGAGGUCAGGCAGGAGGUCAAGCAGGAGGAGGUCAGGCAGGAGCAGGUCAAGCAGGAGGAGGUCAGGCAGGAGGUCAGGCAGGAGGUCAAGCAGGAGGAGGUCAGGCAGGAGCAGGUCAAGCAGGAGGAGGUCAGGCAGGAGGAGGUCAGGCAGGAGGUCAAGCAGGAGGAGGUCAGGCAGGAGCAGGUCAAGCAGGAGGAGGUCAGGCAGGAGGAGGUCAAGCAGGAGGAGGUAAGGCAGGAGGAGGUCAGGCAGGAGGAGGUCAAGCAGGAGGAGGUCAAGCAGGAGGAGGUAAGGCAGGAGGAGGUCAGGCAGGAGGUCAGGCAGGAGGAGGUCAAGCAGGAGGUCAGGCAGGAGCAGGUCAAGCAGGAGGUCAGGCAGCAGGAGGUCAGGCAGGAGCAGGUCAGGCAGGAGCAGGUCAAGCAGGAGGAGGUCAGGCAGGAGGUCAGGCAGGAGGAGGUCAGGCAGGAGGAGGUCAGGCAGGAGGAGGUCAGGCAGGAGCAGGUCAAGCAGGAGGAGGUCAGGCAGGAGGUCAAGCAGGAGGAGGUCAGGCAGGAGGAGGUCAAGCAGGAGGAGGUCAAGCAGGAGGAGGUAAGGCAGGAGGUCAGGCAGGAGGUCAAGCAGGAGGAGGUCAGGCAGGAGGAGGUCAAGCAGGAGAAGGUCAAGCAGGAGGAGGUCAAGCAGGAGGAGGUCAGGCAGGAGGUCAGGCAGGAGGAGGUCAGGCAGGAGGAGGUCAGGCAGGAGCAGGUCAGGCAGGAGGAGGUCAAGCAGGAGGAGGUCAGGCAGGAGGUCAGGCAGGAGGAGGUCAGGCAGGAGGAGGUCAGGCAGGAGGAGGUCAGGCAGGAGCAGGUCAAGCAGGAGGAGGUCAGGCAGGAGGUCAGGCAGGAGGAGGUCAGGCAGGAGGAGGUCAGGCAGGAGCAGGUCAGGCAGGAGGAGGUCAAGCAGGAGGAGGCAGGAGCAGGUCAGCAGGAGGAGGUCAGGCAGGAGGUCAAGCAGGAGGAGGUCAGGCAGGAGGAGGUCAAGCAGGAGGAGGUAAGGCAGGAGGUCAGGCAGGAGGUCAAGCAGGAGGAGGUCAGGCAGGAGGAGGUCAAGCAGGAGGAGGUCAAGCAGGAGGAGGUAAGGCAGGAGGUCAAGCAGGAGGAGGUAAGGCAGGAGGAGGUCAGGCAGGAGGAGGUCAAGCAGGAGGAGGUCAAGCAGGAGGAGGUAAGGCAGGAGGUCAGGCAGGAGGUCAGGCAGGAGGUCAAGCAGGAGGAGGUCAAGCAGGAGGAGGUCAAGCAGGAGGAGGUCAAGCAGGAGGAGGUAAGGCAGGAGGUCAGGCAGGAGGAGGUCAGGCAGGAGGAGGUCAGGCAGGAGGAGGUCAGGCAGGAGGAGGUAAGGCAGGAGGUCAGGCAGGAGGAGGUCAGGCAGGAGGAGGUAAGGCAGGAGGUCAGGCAGGAGGAGGUCAGGCAGGAGGAGGUCAGGCAGGAGGAGGUCAGGCAGGAGGAGGUCAGGCAGGAGGAGGUCAGGCAGGAGGAGGCUGUCCACACGACACUGCAGCUCCUGCUGCACCUGUGCCCAUGA
Molecule: messenger RNA, 1737 nt
Organism: Knipowitschia caucasica
Lineage: Eukaryota; Metazoa; Chordata; Actinopteri; Gobiiformes; Gobiidae
Source: the annotation of a GenBank genome assembly